GAAUCUCACUCGAAGCCAGGAAAAUCUUUUCUUGGAUAUUUUCAUGAAACGAGCGACCUGUGGAACGGACAUCGGAGUGAGAUGCCUGACAAGAGACGAGGAAAAGACGAGGCUUCCCUAAAACUGCAGAGAGACCUUGGAAUAUAAAUAAAUGCCUUCAGCUUCUCUGUGCAGACUCCUGAGCAAACAAUCUUGGUCUUCAAGCUCUCACCCCACCUCUGAUUCCGGCUCAAAUCAUCCUGUGGCCUUUCAGUACUGCGACCAGAAUCGAGGUCUUCUUUCGGUUCUCAGCCAAAGUUAUCAACAAGUGCAACAAUGGCACCAACCAAGUACGCCGACCGCAGCAUCCCCAAGAUCUCCCUCCAUGACUUCGAGUCCCGAGUCGACGAGAUCACAGCCCAACUCGUCCACGCCGCCGAAACAGACGGAUUCUUUGGGCUGAUCAACCAUGGUAUUUCCGAGGAAGAGAUAGAGAACAUGUUCGAGACAUCAGCAGCCUUCUUCGCCCUCCCCGAUUCCGAGAAGGCCAAGGUUCCAUUCACCACCAAGAACGCCGGUUGGGAGAAGAACGCCCAGGUCCGUCCCUCCACCGGCCAGCCCGACCAGAAGGAAAGCUACCAGAUGCAGUUCGGCGCCAACAUGGACGGUCUCUGGCUUCCCGACUCCGUCCUCCCCUCCUUCAAGACCACCGCUCUCGCAUUCAUGCACAAAGCGCAAGCCGUCAGCGAAAAGCUCAUGCUCUGCUUCGCCCGCGGCCUCGGCUUCCCCGACUCCUAUUUCAUCGACGCCCACGACGUCUCGCGGCCCGAGUCCCAGACCGUCCUGCGCCUGCUCCACUACUUCGAGGUCGACCGCUCCGUGCCCGUCCCCGACAACUACUAUCGCGCGGGCGCCCACGUCGACUGGGACUUCGUCACGCUGCUCUUCCAGCGCGCCGGCCAGAGCGGUCUCGAGAUCUGCCCCGGCCGCGAGACCACCACGGCUUUCGCCAUCGGCGAUACCUGGACCAAGGUCGAUCCCGCGCCCGGCGAGAUCGUCUGUAAUAUCGGCGAUCUGCUCAUGUCCUGGUCCGAUGACCGCUUCAAGUCGACCUUCCACCGCGUCAAGACCCCUUGUGAUCCAGAGGUCGAUUAUUAUGGUCCGCGCUAUAGUAUGGCGUUCUUUAAUCAGCCGUGUACGGAUGCCUGCAUCCAGGGCCCGUUGAAGAAAUACCCCAUGAUUACGGGCAAGGAGUUCACGGAGAGGGCCAUGCAGAGGAAUUUCGCGGCGUUGAAGGCGAAAAGGGAGGCGAUGGAGGCUGUUAGGCAGGACGCUUCUGUUGCUCUUGCUGUUUCAUAGGCGGUUUCUCCCCUGGAUCCCGGAAAUCAUUAUUUCUUUUGCUUAUAAUGAACGAAUAUGUUUCCGUCGCAAAAUAUAUGACAUUGGUUGUACGACUACCAAUGCUUUUAUAUUGCGUCGUGUCGUAAUAUACACUUUUUUGCUUUAAG
This is a messenger RNA of Amorphotheca resinae ATCC 22711, 1487 nucleotides long. RefSeq lists its product as hypothetical. Gene Ontology annotation, molecular function: dioxygenase activity. The record is from RefSeq and is a predicted model, not a curated record. NCBI's taxonomy places the organism in Eukaryota, Fungi, Ascomycota, Leotiomycetes, Helotiales, Amorphothecaceae. The transcript is spliced from 2 exons. The coding region runs from base 316 to 1338 and encodes 340 amino acids.